ACAGUCUGUAGCUUGCUCGUUUUUUUCAGCCAAGCUGUUUAGUCUUCGGAGCGCGUGAGAGUGAAGGUGCUUCAACGAAGGGGAUCUGAGGGGAAGAAUGAAUCUUAAGACAGAUGUGACAGAAAUGUCUGGUUUUUGGAACAAGUUUAGCUCCUACUCGAUUGCGCAGCUCAACGAAAUGCUUGAAGAUGAUGACAAACUUAACAUAAUUAUUCAAGAAAUGGAAGAGAUGCAGGAUGUGCAGCAGAUCAAGGAGAUGAUCCUGGCCAGUAACCGGAGCCUGGCAGAGCAGAAUCUUCAACUGCAGCCCAGCCUGGAACACCAGAAGACCCAGCUCACCAAAUGCUACGGCUCACUACAGGAGAGCUUUGAGGCCUACCAGGUCCACAAGUCCAAACUAGACCACACCCCUGGGAACAGUUCAUUGGACACAUUGCUAGCUCUACUGCAGGCAGAGGGAGCCAAGAUUGAAGAGGAGACUGAGAACAUGGCCGACUCCUUCUUGGACGGCGAUGUCACCCUAGAUACCUUCAUAGACUCGUACCAGAGCAAGAGGAAGCUGGCCCACCUGAGGAGGGUGAAGAUUGACAAGCUGCAGGAGAUGGUGCUGAAGGGCCAUAGGCUGCCCCAGGUGCCAGUCUCUUGCUCCCAUCCCCAGGAGGUCUCAGCCAGGCCAGCCCCCCUCUACAUAGAGGUCAACAACCACUCCCCUGUGCCCCAGCCCAGGAGAGCUCCCCCUCCCCCUCCAGCCCAACAACCCCCAGGUGUAUCCCCCCAGCCUGCUGUCUUCUCCUAUCCUGCCAUCCCAUACCCCCCUAUCCCCCCCAGGGCAGCCCACCUUUUGCCCAGUGCCAACCCGGAGCACCAGCACCACUUCAUGUCUCAGUGCCCCCCUGUCCUUCCUCAAAGGCCUCCCCCUCGCAUGGCCCCGCAGUCUGGCUUCAUGAUUCAGUAGUGAAGGGGGUAAAGUACAUGCAGUGGACUUGCACUGCAAUCUUGCUGGAACUAUCUUCUGUGUUGUGUCAGGCUGUGAGCCUCUGAAUAUGGCACAACGUAAUGCAAAGGGGGUCGACUAACUUAGAUUGAAGGCUGGUCUGGGCAUAUUCAACUGAAAAACAGAAUCGAGUUUGAAUUUGCACUCUUCUCACCAGAAUCAGCACUCCAUUGCUACAACACCCCAGAAAGGACUUGACUGACCAGUGCUUGCGUCUGCAAAGUUAAAUCUCUCAGCGAUAGGGCUUUAGAUGUAGUCUAAAGUGAAAUAAAUUUAUGGUUAGCUGGCCUCUUAAAAUUGGGCUUGGCCAUGACCCCAGUCAGAUGAGGCCUAUUUUUUUCAGCACUUUAUGCCCCUCAGGUGUUUCCUCAGUCCUCCCUCUCCUCUUCCUGCCCGUUACAGUGAAGGUGCCUCUCAUCUGUCAUCUGUGGUGUCUAAAGCCGAAUGGGGACUAGAGCCAUUCAUUGUUUCUCAUUUGAUCUACAGUGUCAUUUGAAUGUUGUUUUUAUAUUGUGUAACCAGAGACUUCCCAGAAGACGAUGGUAAAUCAUAUGCAAUAGAUAUUUAGAGUACUAAUGUCAUACAGCGUUAUUGUUGCCAGGAAAGAUUGGACAGACAUUUUGAAAUAACUAAUUUGUGAGGUGUGUGUGCACCUCUUCUCCAGCAUGGACAGUUGUCAAAAAAGUGUGUGGAUCUCAUGCCCAAUCCAAUAUGGAGGACAGUCGAAUUGGUCUCUGUCGCUCAGGGCAGACAUGUGCAAACAUGCACAUAGUAGGGGUGGGUGGGGGUUGGUGUCACAAACACUCUGAAACCUUGGCCUCUUGGUCUUGCCUGCGAAGGAUCUGUCAUUGCCAUAUAAUCAAUUUACCUUAAGUGUUGUUUUAGUCAAUAAUAGCAUACUUGAUGCGCAACAGUUUUGGAAAAUAAUUUUUUUGUCCUUCCAUAUAUCACUCCUUUAAUCAUUGAAUGGCGUUUUCUCUUGGGUACGUUAUAAAGCUGAUUAUCGUCAUUGCUGUUGAAACAAGAUUAGUCUAUUUAAGUUCAUUCGGUGAUAUAACCAUAUACAGUCCAUAUCAAAUCAAGUAUAUACUGCAACUAAGCCAGUCAUCCACUGUUGUGUGAACAGUAAAACCCUCUGUAAUUGAAGGUAAUUAUCACAUUGACUGAACAAAGACUAUGUUAUCUUAAAGAGAUUAUCCGGUACUUUUAUAUACUUAGCCAGUAGAUCUGAAAGUAGUGCUCACGAGCCAGAAGUGGUCUGCGAAAAUUGCAUACUAUGUCACAUAUGUGCCGAUAUGUGCACCACGUUAUUGCUCUGCUGUGUAUGCAUCUUGCUAGCUGUCUUGCAACUGGUGAGUGGCUUAAGCUCAUUGGCUAGAACUCUAAUUGCUAGGGGGCUGGUCCACGUGUAGGGAAAAUGUUGCACAGCUUCCAGAAAAACAUUGAAAAGAUAAACUAGGGAUUUUGUGGCUAAUUGAAGUAAGACAGUAAUUCUGCUCAUAGAUUAUGAAUGUAUGAACUACACAUUGACACAUCAAUUCCAAAGCCAUUUAUUGAGAAACCAUUGUGUAAAAUUACUAUUUUCAUACUUUCCUGCAUCAAUUUGUCAGGUUUAUACCCAUGUUAUGACAGUAGUUUGAGGAGUGCACACUUUUGAUCCAUAUUGAUGAAAUGUGAAAAUUUAUACAGUACCCAUCUAAAAUGUUUCUUGCACCAUUUUUAUUACAAGUACUAAUCCUAAAGAAGUCACAUCAAAAGAGUGUUUGGUUACCUUGGCCUAAAUGCUGCAGUUGUGCACUGUUCGAGCCACUGAGUGCCUUCACUGAACUGGACUGAUAUGGAGGAUCACACUGCUGACUGCUCUAUGCCUCUUAUCUGUGUAAACUGACCAGGCUUGACUGCUCUUCUGGUCUGGAUCACCUUAGUUAGCCCCACCAUCAAUGUCUACUUCCCCAGCCUGUUAUCAUUUGCUGUCUGCAACCGAUGUGAUGGUGGUGCAUGCCCGGGGGCAGGAGAGGCUCGAGUCCAUCUGUCUGCCAGGCUUCUUCUCUCCUAACUGGUGCAGUUUUCUUCUGAACAUGUGCCAGAGAGAUAUGUCCUUGGGGUAUGUGCCUAAUGCUUGUGGUACUCCUACAGCUUCUUUGUACCAUCAACACAAACUGUGGUUUGCCUGCCCUGAGGUGGGUGACCACCAUUUAUAUUCUUAUGCAUAUCGGUGGUUCGCCAAGACAACAGGGCUCCUAUAUUUUUUUAAAUGUAUCUUAAUAUCUAACAGAAAUGCAUCUUUCUGAGAAAUUGGCCAAAUCGGCGCAAUAACAGUUUGCCGUAAGUUAGGUUGAAGAAAAAGCCAUGUCCCUAUUUAUUUCUCAAAUGCAAGAAAUGUUAUGUAUUGAAUACCAAUUGUUUUGAUAUACUUUAGCCUACCAGCAUUUCUAAAUUAAACGAAUGAUAUUAAUCAUUGUGUGCAUGUUUUUAUUUGAUUGUGAUUCAUUUGAGUUUUUCUGCUGUAGCAGUUUGUUUAUAACUGGCAUAAUUUGGGUGUUUGGGCUGCUUUAAAAUACAGGUUUAUUUUCAAUACUCAUGUUCAUACAUGUUGUUCAUUGUAAUGUUGUAGGUAUGUUGGCUUAUGAAGAUUGUAGAGGUGGUUGAUUAAAAUUAUGAAACUUUAAAAAAUUUUUAAGGACGGGACAGUGAAUAAAUAAAUUGUUUUUUGUAUUGAUGUCUUUUGAGUUGCCUUACUCAAUCACAGAGCUUGAUCUCUGGUUAUUAGGAGUCAGUUGGCCAUUUCAAGUUAUUUUUGAAUAUGAAGGCAUAUUCCUACACUUCAAGUACAAACUGGCGGCUGGGGUGCAAUAUUAGGAAGGUGUUCCUAAUGUUUGGUAUACUCAGUGUACGUUUUGAAUUGUCAAAAUCGUUUUAAUUGGGAAAGCAGAUGGUGUUUAUCAAAAUAAAUCACUUUGCAUG
This is a messenger RNA of Oncorhynchus mykiss (rainbow trout), 3958 nucleotides long. RefSeq names its product vacuolar protein sorting-associated protein 37B. NCBI's taxonomy places the organism in Eukaryota, Metazoa, Chordata, Actinopteri, Salmoniformes, Salmonidae. Gene Ontology annotation, cellular component: ESCRT I complex. The record is from RefSeq and is a predicted model, not a curated record. Gene Ontology annotation, biological process: protein targeting to membrane; protein targeting to vacuole; ubiquitin-dependent protein catabolic process via the multivesicular body sorting pathway.